Messenger RNA from Lampris incognitus (smalleye Pacific opah), 4275 nucleotides. It is a transcript of the gene pdpk1b, whose product is annotated as 3-phosphoinositide dependent protein kinase 1b. Gene Ontology annotation, biological process: intracellular signal transduction; peptidyl-serine phosphorylation. The transcript is spliced from 14 exons. Bases 365 to 2041 code for a protein of 558 amino acids. The record is from RefSeq and is a predicted model, not a curated record. NCBI's taxonomy places the organism in Eukaryota, Metazoa, Chordata, Actinopteri, Lampriformes, Lampridae. Gene Ontology annotation, molecular function: ATP binding; protein serine/threonine kinase activity.
CUGAAAAAAGACAUUGGGGUUAUUGAUGUCAGAUUUGAUGUCUAGAAAAGCAAGAAACGUGCAAGUAGUCGAUUUGAUUCAACGGCGCGCGUGUGAUUUUGUUAAUUACUUGAUGCGCUCCUUUGGCUGCCACAUUGGCUUCCAACGUUUUGUAACGAAAUUUGAUUAAGAAAAAAAAAUAGAAAAGUUGAGACGGGUGUAAAUGUGGCGAGGGGGGCGGACACGGCGGGGACUAUCCUCUCCUGCCUUUGCGGUAACAUUGUUGUGGAACGACGUCACAGCUCGAAAAUGAAGGCGCAGAGGCAGCCAUUACUGGAGGCUCUGUAAUUAUUUUAUUCUGAAUAAAUACUCGCGGAAAACCUCCAUGGCAAGAGCCACAAGUCAGUUGUAUGAUGUUGUGCCCAUUCAGCCCAGCGUUGUCAUCUGUUCCUGCCCACAUCCAUCAAUGGUAAGAAACCAGCCAGACUCCUGCUCGCCACUUUCUAUCCCAGGCGCGAGUAGCAGCCACUGCCCGAGCAUGGAGGGCUCAGCCCCGGAGGCCCGUGGUGCAGCCAUGCCCACCACCCAGGGCACGGCCAUCCAGGCCCCACAGCCACGCAAGAAAAGGCCAGAGGACUUCAAGUUUGGCAAGAUACUGGGAGAAGGCUCCUUUUCGACUGUUGUCUUGGCAAGAGAGCAGUCCACAGGGAAAGAAUAUGCAAUUAAGAUUUUGGAGAAGAGGCAUAUUACCAAGGAGAAUAAAACCCAGUAUGUGAAAAGAGAAAGGGACUUGAUGUCAAAUCUAGAUCACCCGUUUUUCGUCAAACUCUACUUCACUUUCCAAGAUAACGAGAAGUUAUAUUUUGGUCUUAAUUAUGCUAAGAACGGAGAGCUUCUAAAAUACAUUCGCAAAAUUGGUUCAUUUGACGAGACCUGUACUAGAUUUUACUCGGCGGAAAUAGUGGGUGCCCUGGAAUAUUUACAUGAUAAGGGAAUAAUACACAGAGAUCUAAAACCAGAGAAUAUUCUUCUGAAUGAAGAAAUGCACAUUCAGAUUACAGACUUCGGCACAGCGAAGCAGUUGUCAUCAGACAGUAAGCAAGCAAGAGCCAACUCCUUUGUUGGAACAGCACAGUAUGUGUCUCCAGAGCUGCUGACAGAGAAAUCAGCCUGCAAGAGUUCUGAUCUUUGGGCCCUGGGAUGUAUAAUCUACCAGUUGGUGGCUGGGUUACCACCUUUUAGAGCUGGGAAUGAGUAUCUAAUAUUCCAGAAGAUUAUUAAACUGGAGUAUGAAUUCCCAGAAAAAUUCUUCCCUAAAGCCAAGGAUCUUGUUGAGCAGCUUUUGUCGCUGGACCCCUCAAAGCGGAUUGGUUGUGAGGAGAGGGGAGGGUACGACCCUCUGAGGCAGCACCCCUUCUUUGAGAGCAUCUCCUGGGAGGACCUCCACUUGCAGACGCCCCCCAAGCUCACCCCCUACCUGCCUGCUAUGUCCGAGGAUGACGAGGACUGCUAUGGAAAUUACGAUGACCUCCUCAGCCAGUUCAGUAACAUGCAGGUGGCCCAGUCCAGCUCAUCCCACUCUCUUUCAGCGUCAGAGUCCAUCCCGCCCCAGCGGUCCAGCAGCAACAUCGAGCAGUACAUUCAUGACCUGGACAAUAACUCUUUUGAGCUCGACCUGCAGUUCUCUGAGGAGGAGAAACAGCUGCUGCUGGAUAAACAGACCACUGGAAACCCCUGGCACCAGUUUGUUGAGAAUAACCUGAUUCUGAAAAUGGGCCCAGUAGACAAACGGAAGGGCCUGUUCGCCCGGCGGAGACAACUUCUCCUCACAGAGGGACCACACCUGUACUAUGUGGAUCCUGUCAACAAGGUCUUGAAAGGGGAGAUUCCCUGGUCCUUUGAGCUGCGGCCUGAAGCCAAGAACUUCAAGACUUUCUUUGUUCACACGCCUAAUCGAACAUAUUAUUUGAUGGACCCCAGCGGAAACGCUGACAAAUGGUGUAAGAAGAUCCAGGAAGUGUGGAGAAAGAUCUACCAACGACACCAAAACCCUGGCCUAUAGGAACACAGUUCCUUCCUCUGAGCUCUGAGGCCAAUCACUGAGCAGAGUAACACCCUCCUUUAGUGCCCUUCAUCACCGCAGUGUAAACACUCUUUUUAGAGACGCUGGCAUCUAGACCUUGUUUGUUUUCCUGAGCAGAACCUUGGGGGGAAAAAAUACAUCAUUGGAUUCAGGGUUUGCUUUGCUUGUUCUUUGUGCUCUCUGUGAGGCUUCUAUUGCAUUUUUUUUCCAUGUGUGGAUGACGAGACUGCUACCGUGCACAUCUGCUUCUUGUACAUUCUGCAGGGGAAAAGAGAGAAGGGCAGGCUCGUCUGCAACAGAGUACCGCAGGCCUAGGUACCGCCAAGACCCAGCUCAUGUGCAAGGACUGGUUUCCCUGCUUUUGGCACAAUAGAAACACAAUCCAGCUUUUGUAUCAACUAGAGCCUAUCCCAACAUACUAUCUUUCUUAGAACCAUAUUCUAAUCCUACAUCCUAUGUGUAAGGAGUAAUCGGACCCCAGUUCUAGCAGUUGUACUCCAUAGUCACAGCCAAUAUGUCACCUGAUUAAGUACCAUGCCUUAACGGAACUGGAGCAGUCCCAUUGUUUAUAAGGUGUGGUAUUUCCAGGCGAUCUCUCGGUUCUUGGUACUUUCAUACUGCAGUCCAGUUUGGGUCUCAACAUAACAGAGCAGAGUGCUGGCCCAUAUGUGAUACAUGGGUCGAAUUCAGCCUCUGUUUUAGCGUGAGCUCUCCGUAAACAGUUACUGAGGUAUAUAUCGCUAAUAGGGAAGUGGGUGAACAUGCCACUAGCUUGUACUCUCCUAUCAUUACUCGCUUAGCUUUCCUGCACGGCCGGUUUCGUAGCACAGCCUUGUCUGCUUCUCUCUCCCAGGGCACUGGAGAUCUAGUUUAUUCAGAGUUAAAAGGUGGGUAUUUUUGACUGCAUUGGCAAACCAUGGCUAAUAAUCUUGGAUGAUUUGGCUGUUCUGUACCAUUCACUGGCUGUUUUCUUUGUGGUGUGAAUACUUCAACUCAUUUUUUAGUGGGAUUGUUGGCUCAUCUUCAGUUUGUCCCAUUGAAAGCAAAAUCUAAUGCUGACCACCCCGACAGGAAAGCUCCAUCAACAGAGAUAAAUAAACACACAUUACUAUCAUUCUUGGAAGCAAUCACAGCACAGCUGUUGUCGCUGGAGAAGUUGGCAGGACAGCCCUGUUUGUCUUCUCAACAUUCACUGGGAGUGCCCCUAUGUUUUUUUUUUUUUUUCGUUUUUUUUUUUUACUUAUCCCUUUUUUGUUUUCUGUUAGACACCUGGCCCAACAGAAAUUAAACAGUUGAUUUAAACUCCUGUUGUUUCCAAAAGAUAUAUUAUUAUGCUUUUUUAACAUAUUACCUUAAGGUCCUCUCCCAAAGGAUUCUUCCUCCAGCUGAGUCGGUCUUUGCAGUGUAUGACUGGCGUAGGCAUACAGGGACCUCAGGCCCUAGGGCCAAGGGGGGCCCGACGAGGUUGGAUGUCAGUUAAAAGGGUAUCUGUCUGAUCCAAAUAACAGAUGAAAUUGCUGUAUCUGUCUAAAGCCAAGGAAACACUAUAGAAAAAGUGUUUUUCUUGCUAGAAAAUUGUUUGAAUCAAGUUUGGCGGCGGUCGGUUACAUUGUGUAUGGAAUACUCUACCUGGUUCGUAACUGACUAGAACUGUGAUGUACAGACGAUGUAUUAUUGAAAUCUGAAGCAAGUAAUGCAAUGAUAUUAGGAUACAGUUUUUGUAUUUUUAUUCUUGUAUAAGGUUAUUUGAUGGCUAUUGUUUAGCCUCUAGUUCAUUCUGUGUUAUUUAAAUUCUAAUAUAUGAAUCAUAUUUGGAUUGAAGUCAUGUUCAGGGGCCAUGUUGUGUAUGUAUUGAGAUGUAAAGCCUUUGAAUGUGAAUAAUUAUUGUAAACUAUAAUAUUUUACAGCUUUUUUCUUACUAUAUCAUAUACAUUUUCUAUUUGCUCAGUGAUUUAAUCAUAUUUCUGAUAAUUUAAUGAAUCUGUUCAUUCUCUCUCUGAUUAUUUGUGCGCUAGGUCAGUAGAUGUUGGAUGAUGAAUUUUCCACUUAAUGCUUGGUAGUCCAGUAAUUAAAAGCAUGUAGGGAUUUAGGCAUACAAAUAAAGCCACGUGUCCUGUCUUCUGUUUAAUAAUUAGUCAUGACACAAAAGCGGCAGCGUUCACUGACAAUGGCGUCUCAACAUUUGCAACAUGUAAAUAAAGUACCAGCCCAUC